AUGAACGUAAAGUUUAGAGGCUAAAAUCGAAUAUGAAUUAGUUAGGCCGAAUUUAUAAAAUAAAAGUUUACGGUGAUAUUAAACACGCCUCAAAGCAAUCACUCCCCCCGGUAAUUAGAAGGAGAAAGUCGUCGAGCGCGACUAAAACUCCGCGUCGACUACGAGACGAAUGUAUGGUUCCGUCACCGUGCGUUAAUCAUCUCGACAAUACAACGACGUCAGCAUCCGAGACAAUUAGCAUUCACGUUCGUAGCCCGAAGAAACGUUCGAAAGUAAACGCGUGCGCGUAUCACACGCGUGUAUUCUCUAUCGAAAGUAAGUCUUGGAAAGUAUUUCAAGACACACAUGUCCUUGUUCACUUUCCUCUGAGGUAGGUUUACGAUCUGGCAGCUGCGGCAAUUUCUCAUUGACACGCAAAUCUCUUUGUCGCUAUUCGGUAUCGUUCCACUCCGCGUCAAGAAUUACCGUUUAUUUUUUUGCGAACUUCUAAACAUUCGGUCAAUAUGUAUACUUUUUAUCUUAUCAGCGUAAAAUUUAGCCUCUCUGGGCAUCUCUGGGCACAUCAAAUUUUACCUGGUCUCUACCUGGGGCAAUAAUUUACGCGUCGACUUCGUGAAAAUUUAACGCAACCGUUUUCUCGUUUUCUCAAGUUGCCUUGACCCUCGCAUACGACCGCAACGUCUAGUGUGUAAAAAUACGAAUAUCUGCGAAUAUCUGCGAGGCGACAGAUGACACGUCGACGUUUCUCGCAAAUUCAUGUCCGGGAGAAAAUACUUAUACGCGCCUCACCGUGGUGUGAAAAAUAAAUAAAUAAAUUACUUGAACAUUUGCACGAACACGUUGCUCGAGUGCAAUCUCUCACUCCUUGAUUUAUUAUGCACCAACAACAUUCGACAUGGACCAUUGGCUUCUUUUAUGUCAAGUUUUGCAUUGCUCAACGCAAUUAUCCGAGUAACACCUCGCCUACCACUUUAUAUCGUUCGUGCACUGCAUAUUCCGAGAAAGUUUAACAAACGAGCGUCGAGUGUGUAAUUUCUAUGGGAACUUUUUCGCGCAACUGAAGACGAGCGAGUCGUGAUGAUGAAUUUAAUCGUGACGGUGCAACAUUCACGAGCCACUGGCGCCUCAGGUAGAAAUAGAGGGGAUAAUAUAAAAGAAAGUUUCUGUUCGUAGACUUUCGAGUUUUCAGUCCCGUUUCGGUCCGCACGGAAUUCGUUUACACGUUUCAUCGCGUCCAAAGUCUCGGUGAAUUUCGUGAAUUCAUAUCCUGCUCGAGACACGCGACGAUCUGGAAUCCUGGAAUCAGAGAAUCAGGAGUGACACCGAGACGACCUUGCAUUGUACAUUUCUUGAUACGCGCCAAGUACACGUGACAAAUUGAUAUACAUUAUUUGUCCAUCAGUCGGUCGGGAAAAAAUGACUGAUGAAACGAGAGGAAUCGCCGAGGGAGAUAAUACUCCAUCGAUGCGCGAGCCCGCGAGCGCGUAUUUAUUUAAUUAAUAACUUGAUUAAAAUGGAUCGAGAGAGAGAGAAUGCACCCGAGCGGCGUGGGAGCAUUCAUAUUAAUUAAGAGAAAUUUCAUUUCACAUCGCACACGAAAAUGCAGGUGUCCGUGGUUCUCGCGCUCGUCGUUCUGCUUCUGGAAAUGGUCGACUUCGGCGAAACUUACAGAGCCGUCAGGCCGUACAAAUAUUAUAAUCCUCAUCCGUGGCGGCCGCUGCGAUGGUAUCCGUCUGGGAAAACCUCGAAGCGCCAUCACGGUAGCUAUAAAGGGAGACCGACGCGCAAGUAUCGUCCUUACGCACCGGAUCCGCACAGGUACGCACCGCACUACUCGGAGGACUCGGUGGACGUGCCCGGCGAUGACAAACCCUACGUCAUAGUCAUACAGCUGCCGCGAAGAAAGGACAAACGCAAGAAACGGCCCUAUCAGCGUGCUCAUACUAUAGAGCCCUCCGAGUACGAGCGAGAGAUUGAUUACAUUAACGACGACGACGACGACGUUAUCGACAGUGACAACAACGGCCACGAUGACGGUGAAGUGAAAGUGUACCGACUCGAUAACAAUAAGGUACAGAUCAAAGUGAACGACAGGCUAUCGGUUCUCACUUCGUGAGAACGCGCGUGCACGUGUUUUGUGUCUCGCAAUGCGGUGAUUUAUAAUUAACGAUUCCUCGAAAAAUCGCUGAGAAGAAAGAAACGGCCGAUUCUCAGUGAGUUGAAUCUUGGUUUCGAUAUUUGUGUAGUUUCGCGUUCGUGCUACAUUCGUCGUAUUUGUUAUAUUUAUGAUUAGGACUGUGUUCUAAAAUCACACAGGGAGACUUGUACGAGAGAUCAUUUAUUCGCGUUAGAAUUAUGCCAUCUGCUCAUUAGACGUGAGCGACAAAUCGAUACUCGAUUCUUUUUUGCUCUUACCUAAUAAUUGCUUCGUAUCGAACACGGCUCUCAAUUUGCCGUUAAUAAUGACGCUGCGAAUGCUAAGUAAUGAGGACACUCCAGUGAGAGGACGGGAUAAAUGGCCGCGAAAAUGAAAUCCCACGUUUCUCAAUGUAGUUUUUAUUUCUAACAUAAUAGUCAACGAACAUAUUGUAAUAGUAAAUAAUAAUAAUAUACAAUAUCGUAGUGAUGUUGAUGUGUCGCUGCUGCAAUUCGUCCUGCGUGAUUCGCUCUUUUCUCUCUCUCUCUCUCUCUCUCUCUCUCUCUCUCUCUCUCUCUCUCUCUCU
Harpegnathos saltator (Jerdon's jumping ant) is the source of this 2723-nucleotide messenger RNA. RefSeq lists its product as uncharacterized. NCBI's taxonomy places the organism in Eukaryota, Metazoa, Arthropoda, Insecta, Hymenoptera, Formicidae. The transcript is spliced from 3 exons. Bases 1601 to 2116 code for a protein of 171 amino acids. The record is from RefSeq and is a predicted model, not a curated record.